AGGGGGCGGCGGGCGGCGGGCGGCGGGCGGCGCUGGCGAGAGGCGAGCUGGCUGGUUGGCUGCAGCGCGGGGCUUUGAGGCUUCUGAGCCGCGCUCUCUGCGGGUGCCGACGGGCAUGGGGGCACGGAGCCUCAGCGUCCUCCUCUUCCUGCUGCUGCUGCUCGCCACCGCUGCCACCCCCGCCUCCCGGGAUGGGGAGCCGCGGAGCUGCGAGGCUGUCCGGAAAGUUUUCCAGCUGCGUCAGCUCGGCUCCCUCAGGGGCGUCCCGGAGUUCCCGCGGGAAGGUGUUGAUCUGCAGGUUUGUACUUCCAAAAAUCCAACAUGCUGUACCAAAAAGAUGGAGGAAAGAUAUCAGACUGCAGCAAAGCAAGACAUCCAGCAAGUGCUUCAAACAUCUAGUGCUACGUUAAAAUUUUUAAUAUCUCGUAAUGCAGCUGCUUUUCAAGAAACCUUUGAAAUGCUCAUCAAACUGGCUGAGAAUUACACAAGCACACUUUUCUGCAAUGCUUAUAGAAACAUGGCUGCUGAGGCUGCUACACGUGUUCAGGAGUUUUUCACAGACGUUGCACUCUUUGUAUUUGGCACAGACAUCAGCACGGAGAAAUUUGUCAACAGAUUUUUUGACACUCUGUUCCCAGUGGUCUACAAUCACAUGAUUAACCCAGGUCUGACUGAUGUUACACUGGAAUACGCGGAGUGCCUCCAAAUGGCAAGAAGAGAUAUCAGGCCCUUUGGUAACAUUCCCAAGAAAGUCAUAGGACAAAUGGAAAGAUCACUGUUACCCAGCCGGAAUUUCCUUCAGGCUCUGAAUUUGGGGACUGAAGUGAUCAAUACAACAGACCACCUGCAUUUCUCUAAAGACUGUAGCAGAGCGUUACUGAGAAUGCAAUACUGUCCUCACUGCCAAGGGCUGAUUUUAAGUAAGCCCUGUAUGGGCUACUGCCUCAACGUCAUACGAGGCUGCUUAGCCUACAUGGCAGAAGUUGACCUUCAUUGGCAGGGAUACAUUCAGUCCUUGGAAGAGCUCUCGAGUGCCAUGCAUGGAACAUAUGACAUUGAGCAUGUGCUUCUCAACUUUCCUUCCCUUGUUAAUGAUGCUCUAACGCAAGCUCAUGUAAAUGGACCACAAUUAACUGAGCAGGUAAACAAGAUAUGUGGCCCUCCUGUAAGGAAGCCCACACAGCCUCCACAUUGCUCUUUUGAUCAGAACAAAUAUAACCAAGGGCUGAAGAUGUUCUCGAGAGACAGUGAAGAAACCCUUGCCAGCAGAAGAAAAGAAUUUAUCAGGCACCUUCGCCUCUACAGAGCCUUUUAUGGUGGCCUGGCUGAUCAGCUGUGUAGUAAUGAGUUGGCAGCUGCUGAUGGACUCCCAUGUUGGAAUGGAGAAGAUGUUGUAAAAAGCUAUACUCAUCGUGUGGUUGGCAGUGGAAUCAAAGCUCAAACUGGGAAUCCAGAAGUAAAAGUGAAAGGAACGGAUCCUGUAAUAAAUCAAAUUAUUGACAAGCUGAAACACAUUAUUCAGCUGUUGCGGGGCAAAUCAUUUCCUAAAUAUGAUAACUGGGAUCUACGACAAACAGGCAGUGGUGGAAGUGUGGAUGAACAAAUCAGUGGAGAUUGUGAUGAUGAAGAUGGUUGCGGAGGAUCGGGAAGUGGAGAAGUAAAAAGAGUCCUGAAAAUUACAGACUUUUUGUUUGUGCAAACAUCAAGGACUGUUGGAGGUCUGUGCAUAGGAGUCCACAGAGAGAUGCAAAAACAAAUCAAAAUACGCUGCUUGUUUAUGCCCAGAUUGACUAACAUGCACUAUACACUAUGGAAGUAAGACUAGUUCAUAUUAUAUUUUAAAUCUAGUUAUGAUCAAGUUAUUUCUGAAAUCAGUAAGCACCAUUUCAGUGACUUCAUAGAGGCUUGAAUUUUCCUGAGAAAACACAUAAUUAAUUUAGCAGUUGAAAAAUUCUAAUUGUAUUUCAGUGAAUUGGUAUUUGUUAUUAUGUGUAACAUGUUGUUUGAAAUGCAUUCUAUAAUAAUGUAUUAGGGAUAUGAAAAAAAGAAUUUUUAUAGCUCUUGCAAUCCCUGCAUUCAAAACAGUUUUGUUGUUCUAUCAAGUUCUUCCAUGAAUUAAGAAUAAGGUAAUUUCUAUUGUUUUUUCUUUGUAUAAAAUAGAAAUGAGCAAGAAAGUUCACACAAAAAUAUGCUCCUUCCAAGCAAUUGUGUUUAAAAGAAUCCUUUUUUCUAAGUGAUGAUGCUUAGUUCUCAAAAGGCUUUGAUUUUUUUGCUUUAGAUAUGUAUCCAGAAGUAUUUAUGAAAAACAGACCUUCUGAAGACUCGGACUUAUCUGUUCCAUCUUAGGUGUGAUUUUAUUAUCUCAAAGAAAUCUUUCUUUAAUUCACAAUUUUCAUUUUUAGCUUUAAGGACUGUCAUAAGGAGACUGAUUUUUAACUUCUUAUUCAUGAUUGGAGAGGCUGAUUGGAGACAAAAUUUGCAAAGUUCUGAAUAUCACUGUGUAAGUUUUGCCUGAUCUCUACCAACAAAUGAAAAUCCACAAAGUAAUAAAAAAAGCAACCAAAAACAACAGGCCAGUGUCCCACAAUUUGCAUUAGAUUUCUCAUAGUUUCUGUGGUAGCGUUUGUGUUUCUUAUACUUUUCUAUAGUAUUUCUACUCUACUGGCAUAAAGACUCAACGUUUCAAAAAAAGAAAAAGAUUUUUUGUUUGGUAGAAAUUGACUCUUUUUAUUACUUUGAUUGAAAGAAAAUGAAUAGCUAGCCUCUGUGAAGUUUGAAAGGAUCAUAAUAUUCUAGGUACAUACCCCUCAUCUGCAGAGUUAGCUACUUUAAUGUUACAAUAAAAGCUGUAUAAUAUUACCAUUCAAAAUCUAAAUAUGGAUGUUGGGUGAUUGCUAUUCACUACUGCUCAUUUCUCUGUUUUCCUUAGAAUUUAAUCUUACUUUAAUAAUUACAGAUAUAGGAAUAGUGUUAUUUUUACUAUGUUAGUCAUUUAUAAUGUAAACAUCUAAGCCUGAACUAAUAAAUACAGGCUCAUUUUAUUGUCACUGGAAAGGAAUAAACGUGUCACUGGAAGUAGUAAACGUGAGGCUAUGCAAUUAAUUACAUUUUAAAUGCCUCUGUUAGGUUGAGAAUUGUGACAUAUAACCCUUAUUUCUCUCAAUAGAUUGUGCAAGGAGUUAAGCUUCAGUAGCUCAAGUACAAGAAUCAAAAGUCAUUUAGGCAAGUCCUUCCGUAAGUCAGGUAGUUUUGCCUUUGCUUUGGUUUUGAUUUCAUUUUCCGUACUUUAUGUAAAGGUCAAAUAUUUUUCAGAGUACACUCUAGUCUUAACAUAAUUAUCAUUAAUGCAACAUAAAACAAAGGAGCUACUUGUAAGCACAGAACAUCAUAGCUGUAAAAUAGCAUUCAUACUGUCUGAUAAGACUCAUUUGCUAUCCAUCAUGUGUGAAGCUGAUAAUGGU
Messenger RNA from Numida meleagris (helmeted guineafowl), 3461 nucleotides. It is a transcript of the gene GPC5, whose product is annotated as glypican 5. The record is from RefSeq and is a predicted model, not a curated record. The transcript is spliced from 9 exons. Lineage: Eukaryota; Metazoa; Chordata; Aves; Galliformes; Numididae. Bases 116 to 1819 code for a protein of 567 amino acids. Gene Ontology annotation, cellular component: plasma membrane; cell surface; extracellular region. Gene Ontology annotation, biological process: positive regulation of canonical Wnt signaling pathway; regulation of protein localization to membrane; cell migration.